Pelobates fuscus (common spadefoot toad) is the source of this 1122-nucleotide messenger RNA. It is a transcript of the gene DHRS12, whose product is annotated as dehydrogenase/reductase 12. The transcript is spliced from 10 exons. The record is from RefSeq and is a predicted model, not a curated record. NCBI's taxonomy places the organism in Eukaryota, Metazoa, Chordata, Amphibia, Anura, Pelobatidae. Bases 45 to 1016 code for a protein of 323 amino acids.
GCUGCUCUCAGUGCAAACUCCUGUCUGAUCCUGUAACACACAACAUGUCGCUGUACAGGAACACUGUGUGGUUUAUAAAGGGGCUGAGAGAAUACACCAAAGGUGGAUAUGAAGCGGCAGCCAAACACUUUUGUGCCGGUGAUUUGGAAGUGGAUGUCACUGGAAGACACUACAUGAUUACUGGUGCUAACAGUGGGAUUGGCAAAGCAACGGCUCUGGCAAUAGCAAAAAAAGGUGGCACUGUUCAUUUAGUGUGUAGAAACAGCGAACGAGCAGAAGAAGCCAAAAAUGAGAUAAUAUCUAGCAGUGGGAACCAGAAUGUGGUGGUGCAUUUGCUGGACAUGUCCAAUCCCAGAGCAAUAUGGGAAUUUGCAGAAAAAUUUAAGACUGAGAACAAGCUGAAUGUCUUGAUAAACAAUGCUGGCUGCAUGGUAAACAAACGAGAGCUAACAGAUGACGGCUUGGAGAAAAACUUUGCCACCAACACUAUGGGUUUGUAUAUUCUGACCAAAGCUUUGCUGCCUGUUCUGGAGAAGGAAGAUGAUGCUCGAGUAGUAAAUGUUGCUUCGGGGGGUAUGCUAGUCCAAAAGCUAAAUGUCUCAGACCUACAAUUUGAAAAUGGGACAUUUGAUGGGACAAUGGCCUAUGCACAGAACAAGAGACAGCAAGUAAUCCUAACAGAACAGUGGGCUAAGUCCUACCCAAAAAUCCACUUCUCUGUCAUGCACCCGGGCUGGGCAGACACGCCAGCGGUGCGAUCCUCCAUGCCAGACUUCUAUGAGAAAAUGAAGAAUAGGUUACGCACAGAGGAUCAAGGAGCUGAUACUGUAAUUUGGCUGUCGCUGUCUCCAGCUUCCAUUAAACAUCCCAGCGGGCUCUUCUUUCAAGAUCGAAAACCUGUUUCUACUCACUUACCCCUGGCGAGUACUCAAUCGUCUCCUGGGGAUGAAGAGAAGCUUUUAGAAACCCUUGAAGAGCUCUCUCAGCGAUUUGCACCGGCCGCCUGUAAACUGUAAACUUUCUUACAAUGUGAUUUACAUACUAAACUGGGUGGAAAAUGAGGCAUCGUUUACUUGGCUUAAUAGAAUGUCUGCUGUUCAUAAUAAAAUGUAUUUCCCGUAA